Dipodomys spectabilis (banner-tailed kangaroo rat) is the source of this 1487-nucleotide messenger RNA. It is a transcript of the gene Tsr3, whose product is annotated as TSR3 ribosome maturation factor. Gene Ontology annotation, molecular function: rRNA small subunit aminocarboxypropyltransferase activity. NCBI's taxonomy places the organism in Eukaryota, Metazoa, Chordata, Mammalia, Rodentia, Heteromyidae. Gene Ontology annotation, biological process: maturation of SSU-rRNA. The record is from RefSeq and is a predicted model, not a curated record.
UCCGAGCACCGCCGGCCGCGGCUGAGGAGCGGGACCGGGGUCGGGGACCCGGCCCGGGACAUGGGCCGCCGGAGGGCAUCGCGCGGGCCUGGGGCCGAGGGCGCCCGCGCCCGGCGCCCGCCCGGCCGCUCCCUGGAGGCGCUCGCCGAGGAGGUGGGCGCCGCGCUGCGCGCGUGCGUGGAGCCCGCGGCGGCCGAGCAAGCGGGCGGCCCGGGCCCGGCAGCGCUGCCCUGCCCGCUGGCCAUGUGGGAGCUGGGCCACUGCGACCCCCGGCGCUGCACGGGCCGCAAGCUGGCCCGCCUGGGCCUGGUGCGCGGCCUGCGCCUGGGCCACAGGUUCCGCGGCCUGGUGCUCAGCCCCGCGGGCGCGCAGUGCGUGUCCCCGGCAGACAGGCAGCUGGUGGCCCGGUCUGGGAUCGCUGUUAUAGACUGCUCGUGGGCCAGACUGGACGAGACACCCUUGGAGAAGAUGCGGGGCGGCCACACGCGGCUGCUGCCCUACCUGGUGGCUGCCAACCCUGUCAACUACGGCCGGCCCUGCAGGCUUUCCUGCGUCGAGGCUUUUGCUGCCACCUUCUGUAUUGUGGGCUUUCCAGAUCUUGGUGUCAUUUUGCUGCAGAAGUUUAAGUGGGGCAAGGGCUUCUUGGACCUGAACCGCCACCUCCUGGAUAAGUACGCUGCCUGCAGUGGUCCGGAGGAGGUAGUGCAGGCAGAACAGGCGUUCCUGGCCAGCGAGAAGGACAGGCCCCAGGAGGAGGAAAUCGAUCCCUUUGAUGUGGAUUCAGGUCGAGAGUUUGCAAACCCCAACAGACCUGUGGCCAGCACCCGACUGCCUAUGGAAACAAGUGACAGCGACGAGUCUGAGGAUCAGGGGCCUGGCUCUGAGGACGGAGGCGGCAGCAGCAGCAGCAGCUGCUCGGAGGAGGAGGAGGAGGAGGCAGAGCAGGAAGAGGGGGAGGAAGAGGAGGCGGCGGCGGCUCCUAGAGCCAGAGCCCCAGCCCCAGCUUGGAAAGGAAUUAAGUAACGGCAAAGAGACUGAAGGAUGCAGACACGACGUUGUUGAGAGGACUGGAAGUCCAGCGACAGCAGUGGGACAUGGGGUGGACAGGGCCUGGCAGCACCAGCCCGCUGCAGCGGCCCGCAGGGCUGAAGGCCCGCCUUGGGCUCUCCGCAAGCCGCAGGCCUUGGAAGGGGGGGUCUGGGCACGGAGGGCCGGGAGCGCGCUGCCUGCUGGGGUACGCAGCGGGGGCACGGGCUGUGCUUGCAUGCACGUGUGUGGAGGGCAGCCGAGGGACACCGAGCUCCUUGUCCUGCUCGUCAGCCUCUGGGACCCCGGGAAACCUCCCGAAGCUUGGGGCCAGAUGGGGCCUGGGAUGAGCACGCGCAGCCCUGCCGCCUCCUGUGAGCGGCGCUUCCAGAGCCAGGAGAGGGAGCCGAGCUCGGCACUCACACCUCGCUUUCCUUAAAAGUUGGGUCACCCAAACCUGA